CUAUUGUGAAUACCUCUACGCUCUACACCCACCGUUUUUGGAACGUUGUUCCCAGGAGGAUGGAGGCCAUGAAGGCUGCUAUCAAGAAUCGGGACUUUAAACAGUUUUCUGGUCAUACCGUGGCGGAUUCCAACCAGUUCCAUACGCUUUUCCAGGCUUCCAGACCUCCGAUUUCUACAUGAACCAUGUCUCCUGGGCUGCUAUGCAUGCUGUCAAAGCGUGGAAUAUACUGGAUGGGAGAGCUGUUGGAGCAUAUACUUUCAACGCAUGCCAAUAUAUGGUCAUUUAUUAUCAAGACUAAGAUGAAGACAAGGUUCAGGGGUUCUUGGGGGUUCUUGGGGGUGUUGUUUGCGCGAGAGGUUGCGGAGUGGGCCGUGCUCUGAACCGUUCGGGGGCCCCAUAGGGACGGCAGGGAUAACGCCAAGAAGACGGGAUGGGACAGGACCACUGGACAUGGUCCUAUGUAGGGAAAAUUACGUGGGGGACCGCCGUGCCAGCAAGCUAUGCCCUUAUUGGUAUAGUGAGAGACGCUGGACAGCGGCUUCUUAGGCAGACAACAGAAGAGAUGGCAGGAUGGCCGGGAUUGCGCUGAGGAUUAUAGGGGGUAUUAGAAGGCGGGACGGUGUAGGAAAGGACUGUAGGGUGCAGGGAUGGGCUGCGGGGGGUGGCCGUAGACGGUAGGUAUUAGGAAUGACAGCCGGGCAUAGGUGAGCAAAGAUGAGGGAGACGGUUAGGGAUGGCUCAUGACUGCCGGGGACUGCAGACAAACUAUGAGUGAUAUCUUAUGAUGUGAUAUAACCAAUAUCGUAAAUCAUAGGCAGGGCAGGAAAAGAAGGUUAUAUAUAUCAUCACGUGCUCUAGUACCGUAUUAAGAUAAGACUGAACUAAUACAUCCGUCUGUAAGCCUCACUUUCUCUUUCGAAUACUUCUAUAAGUCAUUCGCUUUAACCAUCCUGGUGAUGUCGCAACAAAGCCAAAGAAUCGAUGCGACAAAAGUCGACUCUCAGCAGAAUGCCUGGGAUUUACCUGAGAAGUUACCGGGAAACUGAGUUGACCCUCUUAGAUCAGGGCAUUCAAAAAUUGCGGAUAUGCUUGCUGCCUUGCCGAUCCAUGCUGCUGGUUUUUGAGUGCUAGUUUGGCAAAGACUUCGGACUGUUUUAUUUCUUAAAAAUGAAUUCUUCCUGGCUUAUUAGUUUACGCAUAUGACAUAUAAUUUCAAGGAUCGUAAACCAUGAGUCGGAUGAACUCAUGAACUUGAACUAUCUGAGAAUACCGGCCCUUGGGAUGUAAUAGAAAAACGCCGCGGGGCCCUACCGGGACCGAUAGCGCGUCCCGUCCUACCUCGAUCUUCCAUAUUCCACCCAUGGACUGGAGAAAGGACGGACUACCACCGGCGGUCCGUCCGGCCCUACCCCAAAGACAGACGGACUGACGGUUCGGAACACUAGGAGUGGGCCAGAAACUACGCAAAGGUUGCGCCCGAGGGAUACGAUAAUAGCUGCUUCAAGGCAUUGAAGGAUGGUGUCAGUAGGGUUAUCUUGUCUACGGUUGGGGAGGGACCCAUCAGGGCCAAUGAUACACUGAUU
Messenger RNA from Tuber aestivum (summer truffle), 1586 nucleotides. The record is from the annotation of a GenBank genome assembly. Lineage: Eukaryota; Fungi; Ascomycota; Pezizomycetes; Pezizales; Tuberaceae.